AUGGAUAGACAAGCGGCGUACGAUUUGCUCAAAUGCUUUUUAGAAAAGCGGAGCGUUCAGGGGAUAGAUUGUAAAAAGGAGUUGCCCGAUUUAUUAGCGUAUGGAGUAGCGAGAGGUUGUUUUGAUAACCCAGAUACGGUUUUUGAACACGAGGAGUGGCGUAAAUAUGGAGAUAAAUUGUUUGACGAAGUUAUAAGCGAUAAUAAAUCAGCCAAAAAGUUAAUGAAGCCGUGGCGGGCAGUCGCUAAUGCCCUGCUGCAGUAUAAAGCGGAACAAAGAGCGGCCGCUGCCGCCUCGGAAAGGCUGGGGGGGUCAACUGGAAUGAGGGCGGCUACUUCCCAGCAAGGGCCACUUGACUCCCCUUCGGAAUACCCGUUGCCUCCUUCAGUGCGUACGUUAACUGUCCCACAGGGAGCGGCAGGGACAUGGGACCACCCGACUUUUUCCCCCCCCACUCCCGAGCCCCCUCCCGCCCCCCCGUCGGGGGAUGAGGAAGCAGGCGAGGGAAUGGAGUGUAAAAAUCCAGUGGAGAGCAGGGGAGGUACGAAUCCCUUUACGGAGGGUCUACAAGUCGCCCGAGAAAGGCAGAAAACGUGGCGGCAGAUAGCAGAGAGUGCUAUGCUUGAGGGAGACCGAGAGUUUGCCGCCAGUGUCGUGCAUGAGGCUUUUCUGGCUACGUGCUCCCAGCUGGAUGCGCAAGGGAAUAUUACCCUUACUCUUUGGAACUUGGAUUGGAAGCUGUUAACUCAGCUGCGAUCCACAGUGAAUGAGUCGGGACUGAAAGGGGAACCUACAAGGCAAAUGUUGGACUAUAUUUGGGAUACUAAUAUCUUACUCCCGGGCGACAUACGCAGUAUAACAAAGUUGAUCCUGACUCAACAUCAACAGCUAUUAUUUAAUGCGCACUGGCAGACAGUCUGGAUAAGCGAUAAUAAAUCAGCCAAAAAGUUAAUGAAGCCGUGGCGGGCAGUCGCUAAUGCCCUGCUGCAGUAUAAAGCGGAACAAAGAGCGGCCGCUGCCGCCUCGGAAAGGCUGGGGGGGUCAACUGGAAUGAGGGCGGCUACUUCCCAGCAAGGGCCACUUGACUCCCCUUCGGAAUACCCGUUGCCUCCUUCAGUGCGUACGUUAACUGUCCCACAGGGAGCGGCAGGGACAUGGGACCACCCGACUUUUUCCCCCCCCACUCCCGAGCCCCCUCCCGCCCCCCCGUCGGGGGAUGAGGAAGCAGGCGAGGGAAUGGAGUGUAAAAAUCCAGUGGAGAGCAGGGGAGGUACGAAUCCCUUUACGGAGGGUCUACAAGUCGCCCGAGAAAGGCAGAAAACGUGGCGGCAGAUAGCAGAGAGUGCUAUGCUUGAGGGAGACCGAGAGUUUGCCGCCAGUGUCGUGCAUGAGGCUUUUCUGGCUACGUGCUCCCAGCUGGAUGCGCAAGGGAAUAUUACCCUUACUCUUUGGAACUUGGAUUGGAAGCUGUUAACUCAGCUGCGAUCCACAGUGAAUGAGUCGGGACUGAAAGGGGAACCUACAAGGCAAAUGUUGGACUAUAUUUGGGAUACUAAUAUCUUACUCCCGGGCGACAUACGCAGUAUAACAAAGUUGAUCCUGACUCAACAUCAACAGCUAUUAUUUAAUGCGCACUGGCAGACAGUCUGUCAGGAGUCGGCAGCAACGGUUAGGGCACCAGGGGACCCCCUAUACGGGGUCACUGUUCAGGAGUUGAUGGGUCUAGGGCCUUAUUUUCGAGCAGAAGCACAAGCGUUGAUGGGGGCAGAAAAGGCAAAGGAAGCAAUGAGAUUAGCUAGACUAGCUCUCGACCGCAUAAGAGAGCCCGGAGGAAUCCCUUCAUAUAUGGGUAUUAAGCAGGGAAGGGAGGAGCCAUUUGGUUUGUUUAUCGAUCGAGUAGCAAACGCCAUACAGGCGGCCGGGGUGCCUGACUAUCUCAAAGGCACUAUGCUAAAGCAGUGUGCUAUACAAAAUUGUAAUCUGGCCACACGUAACAUCUUGGCUACAUUACCAGGGACAUGGACUAUCGAGGAAGGACUAGAAAGAAUGGCACAGGUACCGGUGGGGUCGCAGGCAAUGUUAGUUGAGGCAAUAAAGGAGUUAGGGAAUAGUUUAAAGGAACACGCGCAGGCUAUGCAGAGCCAGGUUUUGGCAGCCCUUGCUCCUUUGCAAACCUCUGCUGGGCGGUCAAAUGCCCGCGGCCCACCUCAUUUGAGGUGCUUCCGUUGCGGCGUCACCGGACACUUGAGGCGGGACUGCAAUGCCAGCUCCGUGUGGUGCAGGAACUGUCGAUCUGACACUCACAACCAAGCUGCCUGUCGUCGAGCUGGAUCGGGAAACGGGACGACCCAGCGGGAAAAGCCGCCCCGCGCCGACACAAAAAGCGGCUGCCUGUCCAGCAGCACACAACCCCUUCCUCUGCGGCCAGCCGCAAGCGGAAGCCUCGGACUGGACCUGGCAACAGCAGUAGAUUGCACCCUAUUGGACUCGAAACCUGUCAGAAUUGCUACCGGCACACAGGGACCAAUCUGUAUUAAUGGACAAGCCGUUGGAGCACUACUUAUAGGGCAUUCAUCUGCCACUAUGCUGGGACUUAAUGUUUUGGUGGGACUGAUUGAUAAGGACUUUUACGGAGAGAUUCAAAUUAUGGCUCAGACGCUGUUCCCACCGCUUUUCAUAGCUAGAGGCACUAAGGUGGCACAGUUGAUUCCCCUGCCACAUCUUGCGGGGGCCCUUCAACCGCUGCAAGAGCAACCUCGAGGGCAAGGUGGUUUUGGAUCUACAGGACAAAUGACCUUGCUAACUAUCGGCCUGUGCCAACGACCACGACGAUCGGUUACGGUGCAGUACGGCGACCAAACCAUCUCACUUGUUGCACUUUUGGGUACUGGUGCCGAUGUUUCUAUAAUCAUUACAGGGAAAUGGCCGGCUCAAUGGCCAACAUACCCGACCAAUGCCACAGUUGCGGGAGUAGGGGGAUUGACUCUUGCUCACAAGUCACCCCUUUUGCGAUGGACUAUAGAGAACAAGGUGGUAAACUGCUGUGUUUCUAUUAUCCCACUGCCUGAAGGGGUGCAUGCUCUGGUAGGACGUGAUAUCCUGGCACAGAUGGGAAUGGUCCUUACUUCGGACCUCCCUUUUUAGGGACGGCCAUUGCUUGGACUUUCCCGAUCCCGCUCCGAUGGAAAUUGGAAGAACCAGUGUGGAUAGAGCGGUGGCCGCUAAAAAGGGAAAGUCUGGAACAAGCACAUGAACUGGUCCGAGAACAAUUCCGCCAGGGUCACCUGCGUCUAUCAACAAGCCCCUGGAAUACCCCCAUCUUUGUUAUCAAGAAGAAGUCGGGAAAAUAUCGAUUGCUUCACGACCCGCGAGCUGUGAACAAACAAACGUACGACAUGGGGGCAUUACAGCCUGGCCUACCCAACCCGGCUAUGAUACCGGAAGGGUGGCAUCUGCUCAUUGUGGAUUUGAAAGACUGCUUUUUCACUAUUGCCCUGCAUGAAGAUGAUAAGCAAAGAUUUGCCUUUACCCUUCCCGUGAUCAAUCGAGAAGGGCCGGACCAGCGCUUUGAAUGGACGGUCCUCCCGCAGGGAAUGCGAAAUUCACCCACCUUGUGUCAGAUUUAUGUUGAUGCCGCCUUGCAGCCACUGCAACAAAACUGGGCCUGUACUCUGAUCUAUCAUUAUAUGGACGAUAUUUUACUGGCCCAACUGAUAACCUUUUCCGCGCAACAAAAGCAGGAACUAACAACGCAGCUCGGACAGAGAGGUUUAGUAAUUGCACCAGAGAAAGUACAGGAGACGAGCCCCUGGAAGUACCUAGGAUGGCGUAUCACCGAUACGACAAUCCAGCCUCAGAAACUAUCCUUGCAGCUGGAUAUUCGGACUCUCCAUGACGCCCAAUGGCGGUUGGGUGACCUGCAGUGGCUUCGACCUGUUACAGGCAUCCCCAAUGAACUACUGAAUCAGCUGCGUCCCCUGCUGCGGGGAACAGAUCCUGCGACGCCGGUGCAGCUUACUGAGCAUCAAAGACAAACGCUGCAACAAAUAGCUUCUAUGGUAACUACGCGUUCCACACACCGGCGUGUGGAAGGUCUGCCCAUUGACUUGACUGUUUUAUGUGGUGAGCAGUAUCUUAUGGCAGCCUUAACUCAGCAAAAAAAUAAAAACGAAGGAGAAGCAGGGGUCCACCACUAUCGUAUUGGAAUGGAUAGCCCCUCUGCUACAACCAUGGCGGACAAUACAGGAAAAAAUUGCCAUGCUAGCAGAUCUGAUCAGGAAGGGUCGGUGCCGUAUCCUACAGGUGGAUGGCACCCCGCCAAGGACAAUAUGGGAGCCAAUAAAGCAAAUUGACCUGGAAUGGUACUUCCAGAAUUCCAAGGAGCUACAAGCUUGGAGCGGCACUGGUAGCUGGUAGCUAAGCCACUGCCGUCACCCAUCCUGUCGUGGGUGGAGAACCUGGAUAGUUAAGCCGAUGUGGUCCAGCCAACCGAUCCCGCAGGCUCUCACGGCCUUCACCGAUGCAGGCCGACGUUCCAGGACUGCUGCCGUAACUUGGAAAGAUGGACAGGGAUGGCAGCAUCAAAUCUUGCAGGCACAGCAAGGGGACUCUCUACAGACGCUGGAACUUUUCGCUGUGGUCUGCGCUUUAUGCAGUUAUGGAAUAUUGUCCACCUCACUGGCAUUCCCCAUUCCCCCACCGGGCAGGCAGUAGUAGAAAGAGCCAAUGGAACUCUAAAGCGUUACUUGGAGAAGUUUAAGGACAUUGUAGACACAAGAGAAAGGGUCCAAAAGGCCCUCUUUGUACUUAAUCAUUUAUGUGUAUUCAGGGACGGUAAUGAUCUGCCUAUUGUAAGGCAUCAUGCAGGAUCUGAAACUCUCAAGCUGCCACACAUGAAAGUGUUGUAUAAAGAUGCAAAAACAGGACAAUGGGUGGGUCCUGCAGAGGUGGUUUACGUAGGACGUGGUUAUGUCUGUGUUUCUACCGCCACAGGUACCAUUUGGGUUCCCAGCCGAUGGGUGAGGCCUGCUGUCAAACACACUGACGACCACGGCCUCGCCUAAGGACGAUGAGGGACUCCACAGAAGGGUACUACUUCAUCUGCAUCUGGCAUUUUAGACAAAAGGUGUAAGAAUGGCAUCAAAAUCCCACAGUUAUGGGCUGUUAGCACACAAGACUGGCACAGGCUACGUCACUGCUUUAAUAAUAUGUAUCCUCAUCAAAAGCAAGAUAGGGGGCACUGCUGUCAGAAUUACACCCUGUCAGUUGUUUACUUUAUCUCUCUAUUUUUCAGUGUCCCUAGAAGAUGGGCCAACUAUAAUCCUGUAUAUUUUAUAAGCCAAGUUAGCCUGUCUGCUUUCCAUAGAGAAAUUCUUAUUUGCCUGUCAAUUGACUUUUCUCUGUCCAGAUAUAAUCUUGGUUUUACAAGUUCCUGCAAAGCUGUCAAUAAGCUUUCAAUAAAUAAAAUUGUUAAAAUGA
Molecule: messenger RNA, 5478 nt
Organism: Calidris pugnax (ruff)
Lineage: Eukaryota; Metazoa; Chordata; Aves; Charadriiformes; Scolopacidae
Exons: 2
Coding region: 1-3144 (1047 amino acids)
Biological process (GO): viral process; proteolysis
Molecular function (GO): nucleic acid binding; aspartic-type endopeptidase activity; zinc ion binding
Source: RefSeq, a predicted model, not a curated record